Talaromyces proteolyticus is the source of this 1344-nucleotide messenger RNA. RefSeq lists its product as uncharacterized. Bases 106 to 1293 code for a protein of 395 amino acids. The transcript has a single exon. NCBI's taxonomy places the organism in Eukaryota, Fungi, Ascomycota, Eurotiomycetes, Eurotiales, Trichocomaceae. The record is from RefSeq and is a predicted model, not a curated record.
AUCAAUUACCUAUUAACACACCCCUUUAAUCUAUUUGUCAUUAAAAAAAACUACUGGAUUUUAAAUAUUCUCCUCCCCGAAUAUAAACACGAAGGACAGUCCAUAAUGGAGCAGAGAGUUGUCCCUGGCUGGACUCUGACCGCUCCUCGGAAAGACACGUACUACCGGAUUGACGGUAUUCAUCGAAGCGAUUAUCCACCUAUAUGUCAGCCACAAGGUAGAAGUGCUUGGAAUAUGUGGCACUUACUCUCUAGACCCCCACGAAGAACUCCAGAGCUCCCUGAAUCAGGCAACGAUGGCGGAAGACGACGCGAUAAGGCUUUGAUUAUAGCCGAUCGUAUAGCGCCCCAAACCCUACCGACAAUUUCAACCAUCGAAAGUCUACCAAAUGAAAUUGUGGGGUUGAUUUUGGAUCAUCCAUCCAUUCUUACACGUCAGGAUAUCAUCAAUUUCGGGCUCUCAUCACCUACACUAUGGCCUCGCAUUCUUUCGCACUUACAAAUGGACUGCAUACGGGCAUCGGGUAGUCUGAUCGGAGUCGAAAUGGCAUUACUUUGCGAUAAACGAAACGAUCUCCCAGCAUCAUUUAAAAAAGAUAACUAUUCGUUGAUCGAUAAAAUCUUGAGGAGACGAUCUUCUCGCUGGGGUCCGAGGACCUGGGCUGCGGGCGGAGGAAUAAACUCGUCAUAUAUGUCUUUCACUGACUAUACCAAAGGGGAAACCACUCCUGAUUUGUGGAUGGGAAUUUUGAAAGAGAGCAUGGAGACUUCUUUCCACCCUCGCAUAAGACUCAUAUUAGCCAAUGAGUUGCGAUGGACCUGCAAUAUUGCGCCUUUUGGUGCUGUAAUGCCAGAUUCCAGAAUCUGGACGCUGCGAAACCUGUCAACUAUGGAGUAUGUACGCUGUUUUCGCUGUGAAAAUGGCGGCAGGGUAAUGGGAAACCAGAUAUCCACCGAAUUGGCGAUAGAAGAUGUCCUCCUCUGGUACAUCCAGUGUUCAAGCGGUUUAACUGGCUACUAUGGUCAAGAAUACUCUAUUAGCACGGCAAAGGCUGGCAGCUGGGCGGGACAUUGUUUUGAUAUUAUUCUAUUGGAUGAAAUGGAUAACGAUACUCGUUAUCGAAAAAAUGAGAAUGGAAUGGACUGGAAGGAUGUCACAAAUGAUGUGUGUCUUGAUAUGAAGGAUGUGCCUACUGUUAUCAAUAGAUAUAGGGCUCGGGUUAUGGAAUAUCGAGAGCCGUGGUAUGCAUUAAAACAGGAUAUGGAAUCAUUCAGUAGGAACAUGAAUUCUUAGAGGAUGGAGCUAUCACAAUGCACCUUACUUCAAUCUAUGCUUUUGGUCGGC